AUGCCUUCUCCUGCUCUCGAACUCUGCGCCUUCGCCCGUGCAAACUCCCGUGUCACACUUUGGCCGGUAGACCCCCAUAGCGGCGUCCUCACCGGCACUUGUGUCGGACUGGACGAAUUCUUUAAUGUGGUCCUCCAAGACGCCACUCUCGAGAUUCCUGGUUCUGACCCAACUUCUCUUCCUGUUGUGCUUGUCCGUGCAGAUACAAUCGCAAUGGUACACACAAUAGCGCCCAAAGAGCCUCCUAUGAGUAAAUAG
Molecule: messenger RNA, 258 nt
Organism: Giardia duodenalis
Lineage: Eukaryota; Fornicata; Diplomonadida; Hexamitidae
Product: putative SnRNP Sm-like protein
Exons: 1
Coding region: 1-258 (85 amino acids)
Source: RefSeq, a predicted model, not a curated record